This is a messenger RNA of Thamnophis sirtalis, 924 nucleotides long. The record is from RefSeq and is a predicted model, not a curated record. NCBI's taxonomy places the organism in Eukaryota, Metazoa, Chordata, Lepidosauria, Squamata, Natricidae.
CCCUAGACCGAUCUGCCUCCCUUGCACCGAAGGGGCCAGCAGAGCCCUGAAGAAAAAGCCCGGAACAACAACAUGCAGAGAUCAUGAACUGGAGCUACUGAGUUUUGAGAAGGUGCCUGCCGAGUUCAUUUCCUUGGAAAACAAGAGAAUGAAUGUACAGAUCAAGACCAAAGCAAGUCGUCCCAUGUGUGCUUCUGGAGCUCUUCAGAAGAUAUAUGCCAACGUGUCCAAUGUCGACGAAGUGGUGACUGACAGGUUCCUGUGCAGUGGAGAAGAUAUGUCGUUGGAAGCCCACACUUGCAAAGGUGAAUCUGGAGGAUCACUCUUUGUUGAAAGGAGACAAAGACAUUUUCAGGUGGGUGUGAUCAGCUGGGGCACGUACGAUCCAUGUGCACGGCAUAAUAAAAAUGAUGAUGGGGAGGUGAUACGAGAUCGGCCAAGCAAAGAAUCCAAACCACGAGACUUCUACAUCAGUCUAUUUCAAGUGCAGGAUUGGUUAAGAAAAUAUCUGGACAACUCCUUGACAUUCAUUCCCAUGCAAUGAACUUCUAAUAUUUGCUCUUAACCAGGACUCAAUACAAUAUUGGCCAAGCCAGCCAAUCUUCAUGAUGAUUAUUGAAAAUUAGUUUGAUGGUAUCUGUGAUUCAACCAAUUGAUAUUCUCAGCAGAAGGCUCAAAACCUAAUUUGGUGCAAAGCUCAUUGUGUCAGAGCCUUGAGGUCCUUCAAACAGACAGUGCAAAAAUGCCAAUCAGCUGAAAAUAAUAAUUAAGCCAAUGGUUCCUUUCAUAAUACUGUAUAUUAUGCACCUCUGCUUGCCUUCUUACAAGAUCCUUGUACAAUAUUUAUUCUAAAGUUAAUCCUGUUUCCCUAAAGCUUUCUAAUGUUAAUUAACACAAUGGUAAUUAAAAGCUUCUUUCUUAUUC